Molecule: messenger RNA, 350 nt
Organism: Plutella xylostella (diamondback moth)
Lineage: Eukaryota; Metazoa; Arthropoda; Insecta; Lepidoptera; Plutellidae
Gene: Uqcr11
Product: ubiquinol-cytochrome c reductase, complex III subunit XI
Biological process (GO): mitochondrial electron transport, ubiquinol to cytochrome c
Cellular component (GO): mitochondrial inner membrane
Source: RefSeq, a predicted model, not a curated record
UUUCAUUGAUUUGUCAAAAUUUGCAAGGUCGAUUCGUCUGCGAACGACUAGAUUUUUACGUAACUCUCCAGGUUUUUAGUUAAAACUCUUGGAGAAGAUGCUGGGGCGCCUUGGGAAGAAGCACUUGGAGAUGGCCACGUCCUUCGUGACGUCGGCAGCUGGCUUCGGCGGCACGGCCUUCCUCGGACUGCUGUACUUCACUGACUGGAAGGUGUUCGUAACUUACAUCCCGAUCUACAACACCAAGUUCCCUAAAGAAGAAGAGAAGAAGUGAUUCUUUACUAGUGAAUUUAACUUAUUGUGGCUCCCUAGCAUGUUACGUGUAUUAUAAGUUGUAUAGUUCAAAAUCA